Molecule: messenger RNA, 546 nt
Organism: Dentiscutata erythropus
Lineage: Eukaryota; Fungi; Glomeromycota; Glomeromycetes; Diversisporales; Gigasporaceae
Source: the annotation of a GenBank genome assembly
AUGCGAAUUGAAACCACUGACAACACCGAAACAACAAAAGCCUGGAAUUGGAAUCUUCGCAAGCACCGAAAUGACCAAAAUGACGAAAGCCUGGAAUUGGAAUCUUCACAAUCACCGAAACGGCAAAGCCCAGAAUCUCUACAAACGACAAAACUGAAACGACGAAAGCCUGGAAUUGGAAUCUUCACAAGCACCGAAAUAGUGAAAGCCCGGAAUCUCUACAAACGACGAAAGUUUAAGCUUACUACAGAUACUGAAAUGCGAAUUGAAACUACUGACAACACUGAAACAACAAAGCUUAAACCUACCACCAACACUGAAAUAGCCAAAAUGACGAAAGCCUGGAAUUGGAAUCUUCACAAGUACCGAAAUGGCCGAAACGACGAAAGCCUGAAAUUGGAAUCUUCACAAUCACUGAAAUGGCGAAAGCCUAGAAUCUCUACAAACGACGAAAGUUUAAACUUACUACUGAUACUGAAAUGUGAAUUGAAACCACUGACAAUACCAAAACAACAAAGCUUAAACCUACUAUCAACACCAAAAUAG